AACUCCCGCACCGCCGACGAGGAGCCGCACCGGGGCGCCGCCAGGAGCUCGGGCUGCAGCACCUACAUCAACAGGCUCAUCAAGGUGGACACGCAGGAGAAGAACGGGAAGGGCAGCUACCCCGGCAGCAGCAGCAGUAGCAGCAGCAGCACCAGCAGCUCUUCCUCCGCGUCCUCCUCCCCGUCCUCCCUGGGCCCCGAGCUGGACAAGGGCAAGACUAUUAAGCAGCAAGACACGGUCAUCAUUCUAGAAGACUAUGCUGACCCGUAUGAUGCCAAACGGACAAAAGGUCAGCGGGAUGCGGAGAGGGUAGGCGAGAACGACGGCUACAUGGAGCCCUAUGACGCACAGCAGAUGAUAACAGAAAUCAGACGCCGAGGAUCCAAAGAUCCCCUGGUGAAGGCCCUGCAGCUGCUCGACGGCCCCUGUGAGCCGGGGGAGCCGGGCGUGAAGCCGGAGGCGCUGGCCCGGAGACGGAGCUCCAAGGAUAUCCCAGGGCGUUCGCUCGCAUCAGGGGGAGGGAGAGCGAUCAGGAGGGCUCGUUCUUUGAGGUCCGCAGUGGGUUCACCUCUGAUGCUAAAUGGAGCCGUCCUUCCAGUUCAGUUUGAAGGCUCUGAGAGACCUUCCGCUAAGGAGGAGCCCGGGAGGCAGCACCACCGCCAGAAGAGCUGGACCCAGAAGAUCCUGAAGCCGGUGCUGUCUGACCACGGCGAGGGGGAGCGCGUGGACCCGGCCCUGCCGCUGGAGAAGCAGCCUUGGUAUCAUGGUGCCAUCACCCGUGCCGAGGCCGAGAGUCGACUCCAACCCUGCAAAGAAGCUGGUUACCUGGUUCGAAAUAGUGAGUCAGGGACCAGUAGGUACUCCAUCGCACUGAAGACUAGUCAAGGAUGUGUCCACAUCAUAGUGGCUCAGACCAAGGACAACAAGUACACACUGAACCAGACCAGCGCCGUCUUCGACAGCAUCCCUGAAGUGGUACACUAUUAUUCCAAUGAGAAGUUGCCUUUCAAGGGGGCGGAACACAUGACCUUACUCUACCCCGUGCACAACAAGCUGCACCAAGGUUCAGCCGCCACAGGCCCUGGCCGGGCCUCUCACACCUGAGAGGGCCUCAGCACCCACCAGCACCUCAGGGGACAAGGCUGGACUGCGCCACAGUAAUUGGUAGGAGGCGGGGGUCUCCAUUGAGAAGUCAAAACGUCUUCGGGCUUGAAUCCAUUUCAUGACACCUGGUCACUGACCUGUCCCCUUUCUCCCUGCUAAGUAGUCCUACAACAAGAAAUGGCUCAUGCCAGGCGCCUCCACUCUCUAGAGGAGGGUGUUCUAUUUGGGUAUGACCCUCAGCAAAGGUAAGUCAGGAGUCCAGGAAUAUUCAAGUUCCCCAGAAAUUGUACUAAUUUUUACCUGGGUUACCCGGUCUCCAAACAAACCAAUAAAAGUGCACUUAGCUUUUACAUAAAAAUGAUCGGGCGGAACAGGAGAGCAGAUGCUCUCAGACCCCCUUUGGACAAAAGGCUGAACAGAAAGAAUAAGUGAAUAGUGGACCUCAGAGAAAGCUGUCUUUCUCACGUGUCCUAGUUCAGCUUUGGAGUCCGUGAAACUUCCCAACUUUAGGGUCUGGCAAAGGAUUAUUUUGUUGGUCAGCCUGCUAAGAAAGUUUGUGCUUUCUUGAUCUCUGAACUUUUUCGUCAUUUCAACAAGUCAGUAACAUAAGCAUGAAUAGGAAGGACAGUUGGAAAAAUCAGUACAGGCUUCUGGUCAAGGUGGCAUCAUAGAUAAGUGCGGUACUUGCACCCUCCCACAACCACAUCAAAAUUACAACUAAACUACAGAACAACCAUCUCUCAGAACCUCCUGAAAUCUAGAUGAACGGAAGUUUUACAACUAAGAAUAUACAGAAGACGCCACAUCGAGACUGGUAGGAGAAGCAGAGACACUGGAUGGGCUGGUCUCACCCACAUGUGGAUAAAAAUUAGGAGGCAUACUUGACUGUGGAGGUCCGCACUGUGGAGUGAGCGGUCUUGCCCCACACCAGGUCCCCUAGCCCAAGGCUCCAGUGCCAGGAAGGGAAGUCCCCAUAAUUUCUGGUUGUAAAAACCAGCUGGGAUUGCAACUGAGUGAGAUGGAGGGCUCCUGGAGUCCCAGGCAGUUCCUGUUAAAGGGCCUGUGCAUGGACUUCCCGGACUAGUCCCUCUGACUAGGGCAGCAGCUCAAAAGGCACCAGGGACAUAACAGGGAGGAACUGAAGUGUCUGACAUCAGGGUGAGGUCUGGAGGGGUGGCUUUCUACCAGAUAGAAGUGUUGGCAGAGGCCAUCAUUCCUUUGCUGAGUCUAUCCCCCUUACAGAGCCAGCAGGCGGUGCCAUAUCUGAAUCUCCGUCAGCCUUGUUAUCACUGUUUGCCCACCCUGAUGAUUCCCUGAGACCCACCUCACCCAACUUUCAGACCCACCCACACUUUUCUAUACAAAUGGCCUGCGUUGGCUCAUGCUUCAGAUUUUCCUAAAAUCUCUCAAAUAAGCAGCAUUUACUUACGUCUCACUAAGUAUCCCCAGGCCAAGCACUCGUGGCAGUUGGUCUUGGUUCAUAGCUUGGCCUCACCUGGGCCCUCCAAGCCCAGCACAAGUAACAGUCAUCUGCAGAUCAAUGUGUAGCUCAUACCCAUGCCAGGAGGCCCCAGGCAGAACACAGGUGGUAGCUGACCUUGGCCUGUACCUCCUGGAAGGCUCCAGAGCCAUCGCAUCUGGUGGACAGCUUCACACCAGGUCAAAGCACCACCCAACCACCUCCAUAAGCAACACACUCAAGGGGUAGGCUCAGUGGGCACCAGAUCCCUGCUGAAGUAAGUCCUGCUCUGUGGUGUAAGCCCCUACAUCUGAUCCCCCACCAUGGUCACAGCCAGUUCUUGCAGCUGAUUGGCCUGAGGAUAAAUUCCUCCCCUUGCUGUACCAACAGCAAUCAAGGCUCAAUUGCAAUAGGAGGGUGUACACAGUCCACAGUGGGGAAGGAGGGCACCCCUGGGCCCUACAGGACACCUACUCCACAAGGCCACUCUACCAAGCCCAGGAGACGUAGCAGCUUCAUCUAAUACAUAGAAACAAACACAAGGAGGCUGCCGAAAUGAGACCAAAAAAUGUCCCAGAUGAACGGAACAGAACAAAACUCCAGAAAAACACUAAACAAAAUGGAGACAAGCAAUCUGCUAGAUGCAGAGUUCGAAACACUAGUUCUAAGGGUGCUCAAUGAACUCACUGAGAUCUGCAACAGCAUAAAAAAAGGACAUGGAAACCGUAAAAAAGAACCAGUCACACAUGAAGGAUCCACUAACUGAAAUGACGACUACAGGGAAUCAAGAGUAGAGUAGGUGAAGCCAAGAAUCAAAUCAACAAUUUGGACUAUAAGGAAGCAAAAAAA
Molecule: messenger RNA, 3412 nt
Organism: Myotis davidii
Lineage: Eukaryota; Metazoa; Chordata; Mammalia; Chiroptera; Vespertilionidae
Gene: SHE
Product: Src homology 2 domain containing E
Exons: 6
Molecular function (GO): phosphotyrosine residue binding
Source: RefSeq, a predicted model, not a curated record